Molecule: messenger RNA, 1689 nt
Organism: Anisakis simplex (herring worm)
Lineage: Eukaryota; Metazoa; Nematoda; Chromadorea; Rhabditida; Anisakidae
Source: the annotation of a GenBank genome assembly
AUGUCAUCCUAUUCAAUAUCAUCAGCUCGACCAAAAACUUCAGCUGGAUCACGAGCCACUUCAGCACGUGGCGUAAGACGUCCUACUACAGCAUCAAGGAACGUAAAUGAACGUCCUCUCAGUAGAACAUCAAUGACUGCAGACGGUAACCUUGUACAGCGUGCAGCGCUGGAAAUAGCGUUGAAGGAAAUUGCAAAUGCCAUGAGAAUUCAGGGUGAACGCGUUCAAAGUCGAGCGGGUACGGCAACUCAAAGCACUACUUCAAUUGUGCGUCCUCCGACAUCUGGUUUCAGUCGAAAUGUCGCACCGCCUGGUUCUUCAAUGAGGCCUAUCACACAGCAAGGUUUAUCCGGUGUUCGUGCUCCACCUAGUAGAAUCGGAGCAAAUCGGCAAAUUCUUGAUACAUCCUAUUACAUUUCAUUAUUACGGCAAAAAAGCAGUGAGCUUUCAUCUGAAAUUGAAAUGUUGAGAAAAGAAUUGGACAGAGGCGAACGAGAUCAGCAAAAUUUGAUGAUUUAUGAGAGAAGGGCUGAAGAAGAAGCGAAUACAAUCCGCGAUCUACAAGGGCGUCUUUUGGAUUGUAAUAUGAUCGUCGAUAGACUGAAUACAAACUGGGAUUUGGGCGAGCUGGAAGAAGAGCUAAACGAACUCCAAUUGCGAAACGAUGAAGCUGAAAAAAGUUUGCAUGAACUAUUUGCUGAUCGUCAACAAAGUGAGAAUGAAAUCGAAGAGAUUCAAAAGCAAAUCGAUUCAGAGAAAGCAAAAAAUGGUGACAUAAUAAGUGAUAUGGAUAUAAGCGUCCGUGAGCAAUUCGAAGAACUGAAGCAAGAGGCAUUAAGGCUAAAUGAGGAUUACAGUACGAAGGAACAACAACUGUCUGAACUGAAUCAACGAAAAGAGGAAUUGGAUGAAGAAAUGGCCAAUUCUACGCUUAAACAAAGAGCUAGUUGGAGGCUUUCAGCUGUUUAGAUCGAUUCGAUAAUGGAAAAUAUCGAUCAAUGUAACGAAGAGCUACGUGAAUUCGAAAGCGAAUAUGAUGGUAUAAUAGGUGAGAAGAGCGAAAAAUAUCGUGAGCUGAAAAUGAAAGAGAUUCAAAUCGAUGAAUUUUUGGACUCGUAUGAACAACUCAAAAUAGAACAAGAGAAUCGAGUUGUGCACAAUUCAGAAGAUAUCUUACGUUUUCUUGAAAUAAUUUCAUUGAAUUGCACCAAAACAGACCUUACAACUGCUGCAACUAGUUUGGAUGCAUCUGCAGUGAUUUCAUUCAACGAUCCAACCAUAUCCUCAUCACAACUUCAAGAUUUACACGUUCGCUUGCAAGAAGAGCUGAUUACAUUGGAAGAAAACGAACGUAAACUAAGAUCCGACAUGAGUAAUUUUGUACAACGAAUGCAUGAAAUGAACAACAAAAUGGAAGAGUUCGAAGAUCGUAAUGCGUUGAGAGCGGAUAUUGAACAGAAGAAACAGGGAUUACAACAUCGUCGCGAUCAGUUGAACGAGAUUCUACCAGCUGUUGAAAGCAAAAAUCAACAACUCACAAGAGAUCUGGCGAAUGCACAAGCACAGUUAAACGAUAACGAUGAAUAUACGACGAAAAAGUGGCAAUACAUUGAACAGAACAGUGCUACGUUACGAGAAGCAGCUGCAGUAAAAGAUGCCGAGACAAAUUAUUCAAGACUGAAAGAGGAG